GACCACUACACCGGGAGAGACUAAACUUCUAGCGUCUGAAGUCUACGAUAUCCUUCAGUCUUCCAAUGUGUCAGACACGGACAACGUGAAUGAGAUGAAUUAUCGUCGACGGAAAGCGCAGUUUUUCCUCGGCAGCACAAAUAAGCGUGCCAAGACAGUGGUUUUGCAUAUAGAUGGUCUUGAUGAUUCGUCUCGAAGAAAUCUUUGUGAAGAAGCCUUGUUGAAAAUUAAAGGUGUUAUUAGUUUUACUUUUCAAAUGGCUGUUCAAAGGUGCGUGGUCCGAAUUCGCUCGGACUUAAAAGCAGAGGCGUUAGCAACAGCAAUAGCAUCGACGAAAGUUAUGAAGGCACAGCAAGUUGUGAAAAGUGAGAGUGGUGAGGAGAUGCUAGUUCCGUUCCAAGAUACUCCAGUAGAAGUAGAGCAGAACACAGAUCUACCUGAAUAUUUACCAGAAGAUGAAAGCCCUACUAAGGAACAGGACAAAGCAGUGUCUCGUGUUGGGUCACACCCAGAAGGUGCAGCAAGCUGGCUCAGCACAGCAGCAAACUUUCUAUCGAGAUCUUUCUACUGGUGACUUGUAUUUGGUGUUGAAAGACUGUGUGAAUGAACCAACAGGGGGGCCAGUUUUCCAUUGGUGUGGUGAACUGCCAAGUGCAAUUUGCAAUAAAUCAUCACAGAAAUUUUAGAUAAGCAAAUGUAUGCUGCAUUUUACAUUUUAUUGGAUGUUUAGCCUGAUAGGGCAGGGGUCAAAGGACAGAGGCCUCCAAUCAAUUUGUUCUUUCAUUUAUUUUUCAUGUAGAUUUUACUGCUUUACUUUUUAAAAAUGGGUCCACUCUUAUAUACCAAAUGUUUAUGCAUAUAGAGCUUUGAGUUUGACUUCAAUGACACACAUGAUAGGGAGAAUCCGUUUAAACUCUCAGGGCCUCUGUGAAAGAAAAUUCUUAAUAGCUCUAGCUGUGCAUUAAAUGAAAUGCCCUUUUUUAUUUCUGCAUCCUCUUGGACUAACACUGUUUUGUUUAAUUUUCUAGAUUUUUACUCCAGAGAAAAAUAUAGUCUGCCUCUUUUUUUGCCUUUAUUUUUGCCAACCAUGUUCACAGCGUGAGCGCGACGUUCCCCUUUUGCUAUUAAACUAGAAUCACUACAGACUUGAAAUUUAUAACCCUUUUAUAUAUAUGGAUUUUUUCCAGCCUGCCCUUAACCGUUGGAGUGCUUGAGAUUAAGAAAUAAGGAAUCGAGUAAACACAAGUAUGUAUACAUACAUUGUACAGUAAAUAAACUAGAACAUAUUUGUAAUGAUGGGUGUGACUGACUGAUAUAUAUAUACAUAUAACUAAUAAAUACCACUGCUAUUUAGGCUAGCUGGGAAGACUGUAGCCAAAAAAAAAGCUGUGGUCUAAUGUAGUGAUGACCCCUUGCAGCUCUGUCAGCAGAGAGUAGAGGGAUGUAGACUGUAUUUAGUUAAGAAAUGGUGUUCACUGUUAGCAAAUAUUUAAUGGUAACUGAAACUUUAAACUUGAAGAAUGAAUGCCUCCUUUUGCCACAGUGCCACACUUACAAAUUUUGACUUUACCCCUUGUUAUUUUUUUACCUAACAAAUCUGAUACGUAAUUACUGUUCCCUCCCAGUGUCUUUCAUGAGACUCCCCUGAAAGUACAUCAGCUUAGAUAGGCUUAAAAAAAUAUGCAAUUGGCUUUACUUUGUUACUUACAGACAGCAUAGAUUUAAAGAUGUCUUGGUAAAUUCUGUGGCCAGAAGUGAUAGUAAAGGCGAAACUUGAUAGAGAAUAGUAUGUAUCUGAGCUGUUAGUAAACACUGUGUGCCUGAGAGGAUUCCAUACACAGUGCUUGAAGACUGCAGUGCCACUGCUUUAUUGCACUGGAGAAGUACAGCUGAGAACUUUAAAUACUGUUAUAAACCUCAUUAUACAAUGCUUUUUUGUGGUAAUGUAUUUGCGGUAAUAUUAAUUAUGUUUACCACUUGGAGACUCAGAAAAAAAAAAUCUAAUGCAUCAAAGUUAUUCCCCUCUGCCUAUGCACAAGGAAUAAAAAAAAUAAAUCACACUGUCAUAAUACUGCAGACAUGCUGAGGAAAUAGUAAUGUAAAAUAAUAAUACAGGUCAGAGUUCACCCACUCAAGUUAAUUGUCGUUCUAGGAUAAAAAAGAAACAAAAGCUUGUUGGCAAGAUGUCUCAUGUUUUUUAAUAUAUCUAGUUUAUUUUUGAUUCAGGUUUACACGCACAGAUUGAAAAUACAGGCUUUUCAGGGCAUGUAUUGCUUUAAAUAUGUAAUACUACUCAUAUUGCUGUCUAGAAUGUUACAGUACCAAAUGUGUUUGAAAAGUCCUCUGGUUCUAUAGCCAUGAAUGCAGAGUUUUAUUUUUCUGCAUUAACAUCUGUUUGCAUUUGCAUUACUGCACAUCUAUUUACUAAAAGACUACACCCUUUGGAUAUUAAUGGUUCAAUACCAGUAGGUAUUACAGUUUGUUUGUGCAUUCAGUCUGUAGGUGUGCUUUUAUGACAGUAUUGCAGCUCUUGUAGAACAGUUUAAGGCAUCUGUAAAAGUUUUUGAAAUAUAUUGUAAAAUAAUAAAGGAUAAUAUAACUAAAAAAAA
Messenger RNA from Apaloderma vittatum (bar-tailed trogon), 2609 nucleotides. It is a transcript of the gene ARMC1, whose product is annotated as armadillo repeat containing 1. The annotation marks the transcript as partial. The record is from RefSeq and is a predicted model, not a curated record. Gene Ontology annotation, molecular function: metal ion binding. The transcript is spliced from 4 exons. NCBI's taxonomy places the organism in Eukaryota, Metazoa, Chordata, Aves, Trogoniformes, Trogonidae.